Messenger RNA from Caenorhabditis remanei, 1494 nucleotides. RefSeq lists its product as uncharacterized. The record is from RefSeq and is a predicted model, not a curated record. Gene Ontology annotation, cellular component: histone deacetylase complex; transcription regulator complex. The transcript is spliced from 3 exons. Gene Ontology annotation, molecular function: transcription corepressor activity. Bases 1 to 1494 code for a protein of 497 amino acids. Lineage: Eukaryota; Metazoa; Nematoda; Chromadorea; Rhabditida; Rhabditidae. Gene Ontology annotation, biological process: regulation of transcription by RNA polymerase II; negative regulation of DNA-templated transcription.
AUGCUCUCCGAGUUAACCCACCCAAGUACCCCAAUGGUCUCGUCUCCACAUGACUGCGACAACUUUUCCCCCUCGCCUAACCACACCACGUGGAACCUGACACCUACCAACACUUCACCAUCGAAUUGCUCGACGGAUUCUGGAGAUGUUGAGGUGGAGCAACCGAAGGAACAAAAGAAGACUCCGAAUCGGAAAAGUCGACGUCUGCACAAGGAGAUCAAUUCGGAUGACGAUGAGUUAUUGGCUAAUUACCAUAAUGGUCUUGGUGUUGUUGAACGCGGAACCAAGAUUCCCAUCGGACUAGGCCACACCCCCUUUAUUCUUAAAAAGAAGGAUUCAGAAAAAGUAGAGCGUCAGAAGAACAAACUCAAAAUCGACAUGGUUCCAGUUUUUAACAAGAUGGGUUCCACUUCUGGAGUCGACACAGGAAAGACCCCGUCCAAAUAUCUCCAAGCAAGUUCAUCUGUAAUUCAAAUUGGAUCCAAUCACCAAGCUGAGAUCCCACAGAUGGAGGAAAAUCGCGAAACUGGACCUGAUAGAGAGGAAGCAAUGUGGAUACCACCAAAAAAGCAUAUUGACUACAAUUUCUGUCGUAACGGAUAUUGGAGAGCAGUUUGGAGGCAGUUUGAAGGACAGAUUCCAUUUGAGACUGCACUUCAGAAUCUGAUGAAAAGAGGAUACUCGUUCGGAGAGAGUCUGGAGACAAUCGACCAGAAUCUGAAGACUCUGCCUCAAAAGUUCAAGCCGUUGGGAGAGAAUCAGUUCAAGGUGUUUGAGAAGUUGCUGUUGGAUAAGAACAUGUCGAGACGGAAACUUCAGGAGAAGAGUAUGAAAAACCAUCAUAUCGCUGAGGUCUCCAAGUUCUACCACAAUUUCAAAAAUUUCUACCUUGGAGCCGACAGCACUGAAGGAUGUAACUAUCGGGGCCCCCUCUGCAUGAACCUCAAUUUCGUUCCCCGCUGGGCGUGCUCAAAUUGCACCAAGGCUCUCCGAAUGUCACUGGCUCAAGGAGAUCUGUGUUUGAUUUGUCAGACAUAUCUACAACUCACUGGAAAGAUUCGUCCAGCAAGCAACGUUGUGUUUAAUGACGAGGAUUUUCAGAAAAUUCAAGACUGGAAUCAAAUGGAAAUCUCAGAAGGAAGGAGUAUCCAGAUGGUUGAAUUUGAAAAGAUUCAAGAGGAGAAGAUUACCAACAGAUGGAUGAGGAACGAGUUGACAGAAGAGGAGGAGGACAUGAUCGACAUCCCUCAUCGCGGUCGCUGGAACAAGCUGACAGAGACGGAGAAAAUGGAAAUUGGAGCAAAGAUCGUCGAGCAACUCAAGCCACACCCACUCCCUCUGUUCAAAAAGUGUCAGUGUGAGGAUGUGGAGAAUGUGCCGAUUCGAGCGCCUUCUCCGGUGAGAGUCAUGAUGUCACGAGAAAUGAUUCUGAAGUCGUUCCUAAAGAUUGAUGUGGAAGUCAAAAAACCGGCAGCCAAGAGGAGGAAGAUGUAA